Radiomyces spectabilis is the source of this 1438-nucleotide messenger RNA. RefSeq lists its product as uncharacterized. NCBI's taxonomy places the organism in Eukaryota, Fungi, Mucoromycota, Mucoromycetes, Mucorales, Radiomycetaceae. The record is from RefSeq and is a predicted model, not a curated record. Bases 253 to 1125 code for a protein of 290 amino acids. The transcript has a single exon.
CCAGAUCUACCAAGCGCCCAGUAAAUUGCACUAUAUCAAGCAAAGCAGAUAUAUACCGCUUACAUUAAUAAUAUCAAAGCACGAUUUGGACGUCAUUUGCGGCGAUAAAUUUAUCUGCUUCUUGACAUAAAAAACCGGCGAAACAACCUUAAAGCACAAUUGUAAAACGAGAAAUCUACGAGCCCGCAAGGAAGUUCAAGCUUGAUAUCGCAGAAAAAAAUUCGCACAUUGAUUCUCCACUUCAAGCACACCAUGAUUUUUUGCAACCGUUUUUCAGUUCCUACGGAUCGACAUAUCAAUUCGCGAAAGAUAGUAUUUAUUACGAUGUUAAAGCUUCCCCCGAAACCAGUUUCUUGCAUUUUAUCGAUAUCUUGCUUAUUUUCUCCACGAGGUUGGCGCUCCUUCACUUGCUUUCUGAUUCGUGCUGCCUGGUCGCCGCGGUACAUGCAAAUCGAUGCGAUGAUCCUUUGCACACACAUUCUCCAGAUGAACCAGCGAAGCUUCGCAAAGUCCAGCAACCUCGAUCUGUGGAGCCGAGUCGUAGAUCUUGACAGCAGACCUUUCAAGCAAACGAAGGGCAAAGGUUUGUCAUUUUUUGGAACUCUGCAGACUGAUGGCGUAGGCGUGAAUGUCAUCAAACAAAAUUUUCCAAGUCGCAAAGCAGGCCGGCAAAAAAAGGCGAAGGUUCUAGACGAAGAUGUACCGUACGUUUACUCGCUUGCAAUUGAGCAAAGAUGCCUGGAGGGCCGCUGUGUGUUGGUCGACCCAGGACGAAGAGAUUUGCUUUUCUGCAUGCACGAGUACUCUGAACCAAACGCAAGGAUCCUCUAUCAUUACACCUCCUGCCAGAAGACGAAAAAGUACAGAAGGAUCAGAGAAAAUUACUUAGCCAAUUCCCAAAUGUCAAGAACGCGCAGAAAAAAUUAUCACAGCAUCCCAUUUCAGUCAAUGAUCUCGAGACGUAUUGUCGCAAUCUACGGGAAACAGCAAGCGUAUCUCCGGUACUAUCGAAUUUCUAUGCGAACACGACGUCAAACCUAUCACGAUACCCUCUUUUCCGAAAACUGCGCCUCUCAUCAUAUUUCAAUCCAUGCCAAGCAGACUCUCGAUUGGCGAGAACCAUAAAUUUGUGCUUUGGGUGGGACCAGGCUUUAAUCAUGGGAAAUUGGUCGGCAUCAAAUGUCAAGUUCCAUGAUCCGAUCAGAGGUGUAGGCAUGCGACGGAUGCUCAAAAAACAAGGUUUCGAGGUGUACUUGCUCGAUGAAUUCAAAACGUCCUCGUGCUGUCCUGACUGCAGCGAUCCGUUGGAAAAUUCAAAAAGGCGCCCAAUCCCAGGCCAUACCGACGCACGAAGCAGCCAGAAGCAUUAUGCCAUGGUCUGUUAAGGUAACCGAUGAAUGAAAGUAGAUUUGAUAUUGAAUGUGCUUGCUCGCGCUUA